UAAUUACUUACAAAGAUAAUUAAAUUCAAUCAAACUUUUGUAUUUUUUUUGGAAAAUAAUUUCGCAGGAAAUUGUAGUGGCUGAGAUUUAUCCUUCUCCCCCAAACUGUAGUGUCUUGUGUUUUAGGUCUCUCCAGAAACAAGCAAGCUUUCACUUCAAGCUUUACUUCUUUGCUGCCUUUAAAAUAUAAACCCAUUUUCCGAUGCCGGUUCCGAUCUCUUUAUUUCCGGAAAUUAUGAUUUCUCCAACAAGUCUCUGUUGAACUCUUUUUUUUUGUCUCUCAUGCGUGAUCGUUGCUUCCAGAAUUAUCGUCUUCCAUGGCUAUAACUCAAGGUUUUGGCGUCAACGGUUUCGUUUUGCAGUAUAUAGCUAUCAUCAGCUUUUUCGGAGUUCAGAAACGGCUUUGCUAUUUGUAGUAUUGGAUGUCAAAGGAAAUCAAAGGAGUUUGUUGCUAGUUGCAGAGGAUUUUAAGCAGCGGUAGCGCUGUCCAGGGCCAUUCAAUGGACGCAUACUCAUCUGGCGAACAAGUAAUUAAGACUAGGAAGCCUUAUACUAUUACGAAACAACGUGAACGAUGGACUGAGGAGGAGCAUAACAGGUUCCUAGAGGCCUUGAAGCUCUAUGGACGAGCUUGGCAAAGCAUUGAAGAACACAUAGGAACAAAAACUGCUGUUCAAAUCAGGAGUCAUGCUCAAAAGUUCUUUUCGAAGCUGGAGAAGGAGGCGCUUGCCAAAAGUGUUCCAACCAGUCAAACUCUUGAUAUAGAAAUUCCUCCUCCACGCCCAAAAAGAAAACCAAACAAUCCUUAUCCUCGAAAAACAAGUGCUGCUAUAUCAAUUCAGAUGGGAGCGAAGGAUGGAAAAUCUGAAACUCCAGUAUCUUUUUUGCGUGGCAAACAGGUGUUGGACUUGGAGAAAGAACCACUUCCAGAGAGACCUAAUGGGGAUGAAAAGUCUUCAAAUCUGAAAGAAAAUCAAGAUGAUAGUUGCUCCGAGGUUUUUACCCAUCCCCAUGAAGCAAACCGCUCCUCUGAGUCUUUGGUGAACAAGAAUUUUCUGUCAACAUCAGCAUUGAUAAGAAACUCUUGCCUUUUUAGGCAGUUUGUACCUCCUCUAAAAGAGACAAUUAAUAAUGAUACAAGUAAGCAUUCAGACUUGGAGAAUUCUUGCACUUCAUAUGAGAAACAAGCUCAAGAUAGGAGAAAAGAUGACAUGGAUGAUGCUAUACGUAGAGAUGAGAUGCAGGCCACUCAAAAUUAUCCUCAGCAUGUUGCUGUACAUGUCCUAGAUGAAAGCCAGGGAACAUGUGCUCAAAAUCCUUCCCUGGAUAUGCCUUUCCAGGAUUCCAUAUUUCACCCUAUGGGUGAUGUUCAUGGACAAGCUAACCUGUUUGCAAAUCCGGCUGCGUCCACUACUACUGCACAUCAGCAUAAUGCACCAAGAUCAACUCAUCAGGCGUUUCCAAAUUUUAAUACCCCCUUUAUGCAUCUUCAGCCCAAUCAAGAGGACUAUCCAUCAUUUCUACAUGUCUCCACUUUUUCCGAUCUCAUUGUAUCUACUUUGUUACAGAAUCCAGCUGCUCAUGCUGCUGCAAGCUUUGCAGCUACAUUUUGGCCAUAUACAAAUGUUCAAAAUUAUGCUGAUUCUCUUACUUGUGACCAGGGAGGUUUUCCUUCUAGACAAAUAAACUCUGCUACAAGUAUGGCUGCAAUUGCUGCUGCAACUGUAGCAGCUGCCACUGCAUGGUGGGCUGCCCAUGGACUGCUUUCUGUAUGUGCUCCUCUGCACACUGGCUGUACAUAUGCUCCUGCAUUCGUAGCUGCUGUUCCUCCAAUGGAGAAUGGUCAAGAUCCAGCCGCCAAGAUGGAUGGAAAAAAUAAUGAUGAUCAAGGUCAACAUUCAACAUCAAAAUCUCCUACUUCAUCAUCACCAGAUUGUGAAAAGAGCAGGGAUGCAAAAGUAAAUACUGAAAUGGAAGCUGCUGCAGUAACCGAGCCUCAAGAUGCAAAUAAAACGAAGAACAAAAAACAAGUCGACCGAUCUUCUAGUGGUUCCAAUACACCUUAUUGUAGUGAGAUGGAGAUAGAUGUACUAGAAAAGCACGAGAAAGACAUGGAAGAUUUGGAGGAAGCUGAUGCAAAUCAUCCACAAGUUGAGUGUAAUAAUCGUCGUGGUAGAAGCAGUACCAACCUGAGUGAUUCUUGGAAGGAGGUGUCUGAAGGGGGCCGACUGGCUUUUCAAGCCCUCUUCUCCAGAGAAGUAUUGCCACAAAGCUUUUCUCUCCCACAUGACGGCAAGAACAAGGAGCACCAAAAGGAAAAUGUAGGUGAAGACAAGCAAAAUGCAGAUGAGAACGAUGACGAGACAUCGACUUUUCACCUUACCAGCCAGGCAAGGAGAUCUUGCUCUGACGAUCGAGAAGUUGAGAACAAUGCAUUGCCAAAAGCUAAGAACAUUGUGGAAGAGAGCCUGCUGACAAUCGGGUUAGGAUAUGAAAAGCUUAAGGGACGCCGAACAGGAUUUAAACCAUACAAAAGGUGCUCUCUGGAAGCCAAGGAAAGCAGAAUGAUGAAAAGUGGCAGUCAGGUUGAUGAGAAAGAUCCGAAGAGGAUACGCUUGGAAGGGGAAGCCUCUACUUGACUUAAGCUAAGCGCAUUUAAUUAACAAAUGAAAUUUUCUGUUUGCUGUGUGUAAUUUCUAAUCCCUACAUUUGACCUGCGGUUAACGG
Messenger RNA from Hibiscus syriacus, 2727 nucleotides. RefSeq names its product protein LATE ELONGATED HYPOCOTYL-like. Lineage: Eukaryota; Viridiplantae; Streptophyta; Magnoliopsida; Malvales; Malvaceae. The transcript is spliced from 10 exons. The coding region runs from base 501 to 2639 and encodes 712 amino acids. The record is from RefSeq and is a predicted model, not a curated record. Gene Ontology annotation, molecular function: DNA binding.